AUGGGUUUCAACCAGCUCUCAUUCCUUCUCUCAUCCACCCUCUUUCUCCAAGCCCUCGCGGCCCCGGCAAACAACGCCCGAGCCGCAACCCCGUCGGUAACAAUCGCCUCCGGCGUCGUCGUCGGCGCCACCUCAGCCCCCGGCGCAAACACAUACCUCGGAAUCCCCUUCGCCAAGUCGCCCCCGGAGCGGUUCUCCCCUCCCCAGGCCCCGGCAUCAUGGUCCACCCCGCUCACCGCGACGGCCUUCAAGCCCGCCUGCAUCCAGCAGUUCUCCGACAGCGGCAACGCCCAGACCCUCCAGAAGGCCAUCUUUGGUAACCCAACCGGGCCCCUGACGGCUGAGAGCGAGGACUGCCUCUACCUCAACGUCUUCACGCCGCCCACCGCGACCCCGACCUCCAAGAAGGCCGUCAUGUUCUGGAUCUUCCCGGGUAACCUCCAGUUCGGCACCGCAAGCCUGCCCAUCUACGACGGCAGCACCCUCGCUGUUUCCCAGGACGUCGUUGUCGUCACCAUCAACUACCGCACCAACAUCUUCGGCUUCUCCAACUCCCCCGAGGUCGCCACGGGCUCCCAGAACGCCGGCUACCUCGACCAGCGCUUCGCCCUGCAGUGGGUCCAAGACAACAUCGCGUCCUUCGGCGGCGACCCCAAGCGCGUCACCAUCUUUGGCGAGUCCGCCGGCGGCGAGUCCGUGAAGCAGCUCCUCGCGAACCCGCCAUCCCCGCUGCCCUUCGCCGCGGCCAUCAUGGAGUCCCAGCAGAGCCUGCUCCUCGGCUCCGGCCUCGACAGCUACAACAAGGUCCUCAAGCAGUUCUCCUGCGCUGACAUCGCCUGCCUGCGCAAGGUGGACGCCACCGCGAUCAAGGCCUACAUCGAGUCCGCCGCGCUCGUCUUCCCGCCCGUCGCCGGCGACGGCACCGCGACCAAGGACGUGCGCCCCAGCAUCUCCGGCAAGACGUGGCCCAAGAUCCCGGUCAUGAUCGGCACCACCCUCAACGAGGCGCGCGCCUUUCUUGCGGUUGACGGGAUGAACGACGGCAGCGGCGCGAUGAGCGACGCGCUCUCCAUGGUCGGCAUCACCGACGCCGCGACCAAGAACUCGAUCCUCGCCAAGUACGCCCUCCAGGGCUUCAACGACCCGUACACCCUCGCGGACCGCAUCAUCACCGACGCCGUCUUCACCUGCACGACGUCCACGCUCGCGUCAUACCUGGCCUCCAACGGGUACACGGCGUACCGCUACCGCUACGACCCGUCCUUCACGUCGACGAGCAUCUUCGCGAACGCGGGCUCGUACCACACGAGCGAGAUCCCGUCGGUUUUCGGGACGUACGGGCAGUACGCCAAGUGGGGCGCCGCGUCGGCGCAGCAGACCAAGUUGAGCUCGUGGAUGCAAGGCGUCUGGGGCGGGUUCGCGAAGAACCCGGCCGGCGGCGUGGGGUGGACCAAGGUGGGCGGCUCAUUGUUGGGCAUGGAUUUGGGGUUGAUUGGGUCUGGGUCGUCGACGGGGGUGACGCCGGUGUCGUCGCUUUUGACGGCGGAUUAUAUCUGUCCUUUGUACUAUGGGCUGGAGGACGCGCUGGGCUUUUCGUGGUAG
Molecule: messenger RNA, 1602 nt
Organism: Colletotrichum chrysophilum
Lineage: Eukaryota; Fungi; Ascomycota; Sordariomycetes; Glomerellales; Glomerellaceae
Exons: 1
Coding region: 1-1602 (533 amino acids)
Molecular function (GO): cholinesterase activity
Source: RefSeq, a predicted model, not a curated record